UUUCACAUGCUGUAUUUGCAGAAUGCCAAGAGACUGGAAAAUACACAGAGAUAAAGCGAAACCGCAGUGAUGUCAGAAAGAAGAAUGAAAGGUGGGGAGGUGGGGAGGAGGGUGAGUGAAAGAAGCUUUGAGUCGAACAGCAAUAAAGUAAAUGAGGAAAAAGAUGAUAGGAGAAAAAAGAUAGAUAAGACCGAGUAAGUCUUUCUGUUUGCCUCAGUUUUACACCUUCAGCAAACGUCAAGCACUCCCAGCACACAGCCUGCACGAAACUGAACGCUAAACCAAUAAAAGUGGUACAAUCCUAAUCCCCUUAAAGUGAUUGUGUACAUGAGGAUGUGUGUAUCAGAGAGAGAGAGAGAGAUGGAUGAGGGGGAUAAAUGUGUGUGUGCGAGUGUGUGAAUUUGGCAGUGAUAACUGACUCGGAACGCAUGACUGCAAUGUUCUUCCUGAGUCUACCCAUCAAGGACAGACACGGCAGAGUCAAGGAAGAACAGUAGGGUUAAUUCUCUCCCCAUCCUCUUUUUCUCUCCCUUCAUCUGUCUGUUUUCUCCUCUCCAUUGUUCUCAUUCAUCAUAUACUUGUUCUUCUCCUACUCUCUUUUACACUCACUCCCUCACUCGACUGUGCUCGCUCUCCCUCCCUCACUUGUUCGCUCAUGAAUGUCACCUUUACUGGUGGUAGCCGCUGGAUUUGCGCACACACCCACAUACACACACGCUUGCUGUUUUUGGGGUGGGGGGUGGGGGGCAAUGUACGGCUGUGGGGAGAGAUAGCGUGUGCCAGAAGAGGCAGAAGGGAAAUUUCUCGGAGUCCAUUCUUCUUUUGCCGGCUCCCGUCCUGCGACUCAAGGGUUUUUCAUCCCAGCAGCUGAAGCAGAAGUGCCUCUGGAUGUGGGAGCACUGGAUUACCGCUCCAGAUUAUUAUUUUUUUAUUUUUUUCCCCCAGCACAACUAAAGUUAGCUAUAGGGAAUACAGGCUGACCAUCUGCUCAUUUCUGACAGGAUCUGUUCCUGAUUUGAGUCAAAUAAUUCUGCUGCUGGUGAGUGAAGAACUUUCCACAGGGACCAGCCAUGUGUGGGUGAGAAAGCUCAUCGUUUCUGUGUGCUAAACUUUAGCUUUGUUUAGUGUUUUUAUCUUUAGGAACAAGGGCAGGGGAAUGUAAGGGGGGGCAAAUAUGUCGGCAAUGUCGCAACAAUGACUUUGUCAGCCUUUUCCAGUAUCUUUUUGUGGAGAUGUGACCGCGUCGAUUUUCAUUUUAUGGAUUUGCUGUGGUGUCAAUAUGCAUUUAGUGAAACAAACAUAAUGAAGGACAAACCAUGGACAGGUUGUGAGUGGAACAGAACUUAACCUCUUACCUUACUGGAGGGAAACACGUGGACACGUGAGGAACCUAUCUGAAUUCUUGGCUCACCGUGCGAGGUUUGACCCCUGACUUUUAUCUUUUUGUGCUGCUGGUAAAAAGACAAGAGCAUCCAGAGAGGGUCUCUUAAGCAAACAGAGACCCCCCUCCCAAAGGUGAGAGGGAGGGGGGGAAGAUGGCAGCUCUUGCCAGUUCUCUCAUCAGACAAAAACGGGCAGUCAAGGAGGACCAAGCCAACCGGCCGAUAGCCAACAAACGCAAGCCAUGCCCCAAGAGCAACAAGUCCCUUUGCCAGAAACAAAUUCUUGUUCUCAUAUCAAAAGUACGGUUAUGUGGCGGCCGCAGAGGAAGAACAGAAAAAAGACCAGAUCCUCAGCUAAAAGGCAUCGUCACCCGUCUGUACAGCCAGCACGGAUACUACCUGCAGAUGCUGCCGGAUGGCACCAUGGACGGCACAAGGGAAGAGAGCAGCUGCUUCUCACAGUUCAACUUGAUUCCUGUGGGUCUGCGGAUAGUGGCAAUUCAGGGAGCGAAGACUGGCUUCUACCUGGGUAUGAACAGCGAGGGAUACCUCUACACCUCCGAGAAUUUCAACCCAGAGUGCAAAUUCAAAGAGAGUGUGUUUGAGAACUACUACGUGACGUACUCCUCCAUGCUGUACCGCCAAAGCCAGUCAGGACGCUCGUGGUACAUCGGCAUCAAUCGAGAUGGCCAAGUGAUGAAGGGCAACCGCGUGAAGAAGACCAAAGGGGCCGCACACUUCCUACCUAAAGUUAUCGAAGUGGCCAUGUACAAGGAACCUUCACUGCAUGAGCUUGUAGCGGAGCAGAGCCCUCCACGCAAAACUGUGAAGACUUCAGACUCCCCUUCUCACAAGAACAGCAGGAAAGAAGCCCCUAGAGCUGAUGCUUCAUAGCACAGGGGGCGCACAAAGGGAGGGUGAGGGACUACACUGACACUGAGAACUCCAUUUUCCUUCAUGCAAUGGGGACAGGAAGAGCUGUGUAAGUGGCUGCCAUCUGUGGGUUUUUAAUGGGGCGAGAUCAGACAGCAGUCCCUGGCUCACUGCAUUGAGCGGAGAAUCCUUGCCGCUCGACCAACGAACCAGCUACUAUAUAUUUCCAGUGACCCGACAUGGCACCUGACCCCCCAUAUGAUCCCUUAAUCCUCUGCAAAAACAUGUUUCUUUGCCCCCUCAUUGCCCUACUUAAGUUCUCUCAGGAUGUGAGACAAAAAAAUGCAAACAAUAUCCAUCCUAACUGAAGAAUUCAAUUGACUUUUCUUUCCCUAUGGUUUCUUUUUGUUUGAAUGAAGACUUUUGGUGUAGGAAUGAGAGCGAGAGAGAGAGAGGUUAUUAUCCAAUAUCAUCAUAAUGAUUUCAGCAGAUGAGACCCUCACUGGUUCAUUUUUUCCCUGCCAUCAGUUUGCCAAUGGCUGCUCUGUGCGAGUCAGAACUAUUGGAAGGAGUGCAGUAAAAUUAGUUUUUAUUGGACCAUUCAAGAAGGAUCCAGGUCUAUUGUUCAGCAGGUGUAGAUUGAUUUCUGCUGGGCUGCUGCCAGGGGAGUCCAAUGGUGUUGUGCAGAAUUUGUGAUUUUUAAUUAAACAUAACUUUGUAGUUCCACUUCCACUGUCUGAUAUUCUUCACAACCCAAACACAUCUGUUUUUGGUUUAAUUGUGGCUACACCUGCAGGCUGUAAGAAAAAAAAAAAGAACUAAAUUCUCUUGGGACGACGAUAUUAAUGUUUAAUAGCCAGUGGGCUCGAAGCGGCACCCAUAUCACUGGAAAACGAGUGGAGAUAUGGGGCAAUUGUUUGAUAGUUCUUUGAUGGAGAUUACAUGGAGUCCAGCAAUGAUUGCUUGAAUUAUUUAUUCCUUUUCCAGGGGACGUUCUGCUUGUUCAAGCAGUUCAGAUGAGAGAUUUUAAUAUGCAAAUUUAAAUUGCGGCGAGCCGAUCAAUGACGCAGUGUUUGUGUGCAUUUAGACGUGAGUAUUAGAGUGUGAAAGAGACAGAAUGAUGUGAAAUGAACAUCUGCUUCCAUUAUUCAUUUAUGUGUGUGUGGCUGUCUGGGCACACGUGUAAAUGCAUUGGCUUGCACACCACAGUUCAUAAUUUUAACAGUUUGGUCAAAUCUGGGCAUUUUAAUCUGCCUGGAAAUGUUGACUGAUUACCCUCUCCAGGUUUCAUAACUGACACAUAGCCAAGAGGAAGUGCUGUGACAUCCAGGAUCUCUUUGUAAUUCUAAAGGCAUCUUAUCAGUCUACACACACCACAUUAUGCAAGUUGUUUGCAAUGUGUGUGUUUGAGUAAAACAUUGGUCAACCAUCUUCUAAAAGGUGCCUGUUUGUCCUACGAAAGGGAAGUGAUCUCCUCAUUGAUUAUGACAUCAUGAAUUUGUUGGCCAAUAGCAGCCACUGGGCCUGUAGAAGGCACAACCUGAGUGGCUAUGGGUAUGAUAGGUUCACAACUUUGGUUUUGCUGUUGUUCUGUCUGAGAAAGAUCAUUUGUUGAUUCUUAUUAUGGUUCGCAUGGAUUUAAUGUCCUUGAGCUGUGCCCCAAACACCAGAACAGCAAAAUAAAUAAAUACAUAAAUACAUCAAAUUAAUCAAACUUUGACUAACAAUAUUAAAUCAAUGCAACAGAAAGUCAGCCGAAUGUAUUGUGGAUGUUGGUGAAGGUUUGUGCAUGUUGCAGAAUGUUUUUAGCAUGUUGAAGCAUGGUAAGUGUAUGUGUCUUGAUGAAAGUUGAUAGCAAGUCGAACAUUAAAGGAAUAUUCCAGGUUCAACUGAGUCAACAGCAGAUGUGACAUAAUGUUGAUUACAUCGAAAAAGCAUUUAAACUUGUUCCUCAUUUUAUUUAGAAAAAAAAAGUCUAGG
Molecule: messenger RNA, 4235 nt
Organism: Carassius auratus (goldfish)
Lineage: Eukaryota; Metazoa; Chordata; Actinopteri; Cypriniformes; Cyprinidae
Product: fibroblast growth factor 11-like
Exons: 6
Coding region: 1536-2276 (246 amino acids)
Molecular function (GO): growth factor activity
Source: RefSeq, a predicted model, not a curated record